Messenger RNA from Colletotrichum scovillei, 1821 nucleotides. RefSeq lists its product as uncharacterized. NCBI's taxonomy places the organism in Eukaryota, Fungi, Ascomycota, Sordariomycetes, Glomerellales, Glomerellaceae. The record is from RefSeq and is a predicted model, not a curated record. The coding region runs from base 1 to 1821 and encodes 606 amino acids. The transcript is spliced from 2 exons.
AUGUGUCUUAUCCUUCAGCCCACCUCCCAAUGCAAGGUGUGCUUUCAACUCACCCGACUCGAAGACGUAAACCAAUUCUGCACCAACACCGACAACAUCGCCAGUGGCACUCAGUGGGCCAACAUCUCACCUUCCAUCCUAGGCUCCUGCGGUACCCUCAAGCUGACGAGAGUCCAACGUCUUGCUGAGUUCGUCUGCGAACACUGCCGCUGGUCGGCAGAGCGGGCGGCCAAGGACUUUUACGAGUUCCUCUAUCCGUCCCCGCACAGGUACUUUGGAGAAUCGGCCCACGGCUUCGCUGAAGAUUUCUUGAGCCGUCCGAGUGCGCCUCCUCCUGGCAAGCAACGUCCGUUUCCUUGGAACAACAAGGCUGGGCCGGUUUCGCCACAGUCUGAGGCAUCGUCUGAGGCGUCAGUUGCCACGACGCACUUGAACCACCGGUCAACUCUGGACCCGCCGGCUAGAUCCAAGUAUGAGUUCCACUCUUCAUCAAGUGUGUAUUCAUGUUCUAGUGAGUCAACCGAAGAAGACAGCAAGGACGAUAACCAGGACGAUAGCCAGAACGACAGCCGAUGCCUUCGAUGGGCCAAUUCGGUAGACCUUAUGAACAGCAAACAACAGCUACCACCUCUGAACAUGCUGGUCAAUCAGACCCAGAACCUUGCAGAGACCCCAAAGUCCGCUAAGCAACUUCGAGUCGUAUCAUCUUGGGGCGCGAGGGCCGUUAACAACCCCGAAGAAGACCCCUGGUGGCUACCCGAGACCUGGGGUGCUGCACAGGACCUCACCGACGACCUUGUAGAAUAUCUCAGCAAGGCUGAGCUUGUUAGCACCUUCCACGACCACAGUGUUCACGUCUCUCGAAACAAAAAUGAUACAGGUACCUGGGACGAGAGCCUCACCGUCAUCAUCAUGACGCCUAGAGGAAUUAGAGCCCGCAUCAUGACUGGAGACGUGUACCAGCAGGGUGUAAGCCUGGCGGGCCUCCGCAUGAUUGAUAGGACUCGGUACCAGCACAUCUCCAAGAAGGAGCAGAAGAAUAUGGAAAAGGCGGGACUGGGCUGCAUCUUCUACCCGUGUAGAGUCGCGAGUUGUCCGCUUUCUCACAGGCAGGAUCAGCAUCAGCCGUGGCCUUCGAACGGCGAGAGUCUGCUUGCUGGCUUGGAAAGGGGAUAUCGGAUGCGUAAGAACUGGAAGUCGCGGGCUAGUAUUCCUACCUCUAUGACGCCGACGCCGACGCCGACUCCUCGUCAAUAUUCGUCUCCGUCCCCUAUCCGUGGUCGGUUGCCUGCUGUUAUUCCGCGCCGUCGCCCGGCCCCGCUGGAUCUGACAAAGACCAAGGAAGUGAGAUUCACUGAUGCAGCAGAUGUUACUGGAUCGACUUGGUCCCGUGGAGAUGUGACGCCUCAUCCGAACAGUCUUCAGACAGCAAUUUCAGAUGAGGAGGAGGAGGCGGAGGAGGAGGAGAAGGGUCCCCUCACGACGCCUGACUGGUUCGAACCUCUCAUGAAAACACCACUCAAGGUAAAAGGCGAUGUGAUGGUGAAGUACGGAGGCAGAGCUGGUAGAGUUCGACCCCAGAACUACAACUUGAACCCAGCCAGCGAAAGCAAUGAAUCACCACUACCUCACGUUCGUUCUGAGGCCAGUCGACAGCAAAUUCCCCAGGCAGGAGGGGCUUCAAUCUUUGGGCAAGUAUACAACGCCAGAAGGGCUGCGGCUGGUUCACCAAGCGACGACACCUCAAAUUUGCGUCGCCCUACCCAUGCUCUGAACCAGUCAUGGAUUUCCGGUUCUGAUGAGGAUUAUAGUGGCAUCUAA